Messenger RNA from Carica papaya (papaya), 843 nucleotides. Lineage: Eukaryota; Viridiplantae; Streptophyta; Magnoliopsida; Brassicales; Caricaceae. The record is from RefSeq and is a predicted model, not a curated record.
AUGGAGAACUUUUUAUGGAGUAUCGGCCUUAUAUUUAAGCCUUAACUUGGAUAUUACAGACAAAUUGUAACAAAAGUAAAUUCUCUUGUGACUACUAUUGAUGAUAUUUAUGAUGUAUAUGGUACUUUUGAUGAACUGGAGCUAUUUACAGAUAUUCUUAAGAGAUGGGACAUUGAUGCACUUGACCAGCUCCCGAAGUACAUGCAAAUAUAUUUUCUCGGCCUCUAUAACUCUAUAAACGAAAUGUCCUUUCAUAUUCUUAAAGAAUAUGGAAUUAAUGUCAUUCCUCAUCUAAGAGAAGCAGUAAAAUUAUGCGAAGCAUAUUUAUUGGAGGCCAAGUGGUAUUAUAGUAAAUACAGCCCAAGCCUAGAAGACUACAUGGAAAAUGCAUGGAUUUCAGUAGGAGGAGCAAUUGUACUGAAGCAUGUUUACAUUCUCACAAACGCUAUAAACAAUAAACCAUUAGAUUGCUUGAAUGAAUAUCAUGAUCUUAUUCGUUGGUCCUCAACAAUUGUGCGUCUCGUAGACGAUCUUGCGACAUCUUCCGAAGAGCUUAAAGGAGAUGUUUCAAAGGCAGUCCAAUGUUACAUGCAAGAAACUGGAGCAUCAGAGGAAGAUGCUCGUCAACAUAUCCGAUAUCUGCUUGAGGAAAUGUGGAAAAAGAUAAAUACACAUAUAAUCACAUAUUCUCUCUCACACUCUGAAAUGUAUAGCGUUGCUGCAAUGGAUCUUGCAAGGAUAGCCCUGUGCAUAUAUAGGCUCGGAGAUUCUAAUGGAGAUGGAUAUGGUGUUCAACAUUAUGUAUCAUCACUACUUGUUCAUCCCAUUUACCAUAUGCAGUGA